AUGUCGUCUGGCGGCGAACGCAAAGUCUCGAGCUCCCUCAAUCGCAGCACACGGGGAAACACCCCUCGCCUUGCUGACCUGGGAGAAUCCCCGCGAACCCCGCUCCUCCGCUCCAUCUCGUCUACCUUUGGCUCUCCCGGUGGCUCGUUCCGCUUUGACGACGAGUUCAUCGUCAUUGAAGUCGGUUCACGCUUUGUACGUGGGGGCUUCCCUGGAGAAAGUGCCCCGCGAUGCACCCUCCCGUUCGGGCCUGAAGACCAGCGGAGGGUGGGUGACUACAGGCAGUGGGACCCGGAAUACACACAGAAGAGGCCAAAGAGGAACAAGGGCGAGGAGUGGGGAGAACGGCAUGAGCUAUACCGCCUCGACUUGACCAAGGUGGAUCUGGGCUUGGUUGAAGACAAGUUCGAGAGGGCUAUGCGCGAGGUAUACACAAAGUACUUCUUGCUGGAUACAAAGCCGCGCCGUGUCUUGCUAGCCCUGCCGCCUCGUAUGCCGCAUGCACUCAUCUCUACCAUCAUGGAUGUUUUAUUCACGAGCUUCCAAGCCCCGAGCAUUAGUCUCAUGUCUAACCCCGUACUCUCUGCUGUGGCAGCAGGACUACGUUCAGCCCUGAUUGUGGAUAUAGGCUGGGCCGAAACACUCGUCACGGCAGUAUACGAGUAUCGCGAAGUGUCUGAAAGGCGCAGUGUGCGGGCAGGCAAGAUGCUUAGCGAAGAGAUGGCCAAGCUGCUGAAUGCUGAACUAGACAAUGCUGAGCCUGGUGCUCCCAAAGCCGAUGUGUCCUUCGAAGAAGUCGAAGAAGUUCUCACCCGUGUUGGGUGGUGCAAGCCCAUUGCUAGAUCGAAUCGGAGAACCGUCUACUUUCCUGCACGAGAAGCACCCGUGCUUGAAGAAUUCGAAGACGCUAUCGAGUCACCACCACCCACCGUCACAAUCCCCUUUCCCAAACAUACGCCUCCGACAGAACUUACGAUACCUUUUGCGUCGCUCGCCAAGCCCGCAGAUGCGGCUCUCUUUGCACCAGAGCUGUCCAUCAGCGAAUUCGACGAUGAAGACCUCCCGCUGCACCACCUCAUAUACCGUACCCUUGUACAACUUCCAGUCGAUGUCCGCCGGUUGUGCAUGUCACGCAUAAUCAUCACCGGCGGUGUGUCAAAUCUUCCCGGCAUCAAGACCCGUACACUGAAGGAGCUGGAUGCAUUGGCGCAAGCAAGAGGCUGGGAUCCAGUCAAAAGUUAUGGAAAAGCAAGUGCACGCCGCGAAGAAAAGUUACGUAACCACCGGGAGAGUUUGGAGAUGCGUAAACAAGAGGGCGGGGAUACAGUGGCAACUUCUCUUGACCCACUUAAUCCUUUACAAAUAGUGCCUGCAGCAUUCCAACCGCAUGAGCAAGACGCUAUAGACAUGAAAUUGGCCCACAUGAAUCUUCGCUAUGGCCCGCCACCUGCAAGUCUGGUGGGUGGUAUUCUCAGAGGCGUCGAGACAUUGGGCCCAUGGGUAGGUGCUAGCCUCAUUGCUCAGCAACGCAUCAAGGGAAUCGUCGAGGUGGAGCGCGAAAGAUACCUUAAAGAUGGCUUGCAAGGUGCAUCUCGUGAAAAGGAAGUUUCAGUUAUUGCACAGAGACAGAGCAUGGGCCCUGGACUGGCUAAUAAAGGCGGAGAGAGGGCUAGUUGGACACUUGGUGUAUGGGCAUAG
This is a messenger RNA of Bipolaris zeicola 26-R-13, 1698 nucleotides long. RefSeq lists its product as uncharacterized. The transcript has a single exon. The record is from RefSeq and is a predicted model, not a curated record. NCBI's taxonomy places the organism in Eukaryota, Fungi, Ascomycota, Dothideomycetes, Pleosporales, Pleosporaceae. Gene Ontology annotation, biological process: microtubule-based movement. Bases 1 to 1698 code for a protein of 565 amino acids.